Messenger RNA from Rhinichthys klamathensis goyatoka, 1136 nucleotides. It is a transcript of the gene dnajb13, whose product is annotated as DnaJ heat shock protein family (Hsp40) member B13. The coding region runs from base 168 to 1136 and encodes 322 amino acids. Gene Ontology annotation, cellular component: cytosol. The transcript has 8 exons. Gene Ontology annotation, molecular function: protein-folding chaperone binding. The record is from RefSeq and is a predicted model, not a curated record. NCBI's taxonomy places the organism in Eukaryota, Metazoa, Chordata, Actinopteri, Cypriniformes, Leuciscidae.
CGACGGCAUUACCCAGAAUUCCGUUCUCUGUUUCCAUAACAACCUCCUUUGACAACAGUAAACUAAUGUUCAUUCCUACUGACCAAAUCCCGGUUUGCAUUUGUGCCCUGAUACGUUUAAAGUGUAAAUAUUAGAUCAAUUAGGAAAGUUAGAUAAACAGUUAGGCGAUGGGCAGAGACUAUUACACUAUUUUGGAAAUAAACCGCAACGCCACUGAUGCUGACAUAAAGAAGGCGUAUCGGCGGCUCGCGCUGAAGCAUCAUCCGCGCAGCAGCAGCCACGCGCGCGCCGCCGAGCGCUUCACAUUGCUCGCGGAGGCGUUUGACGUGCUGAGCGACCCUUGUAAAAAGGCCACUUAUGAUAAGUUUGGAGAGGAGGGUUUAAAAGGAGGAAUCCCAUCUGAGCUGGGAGCGAAUGGCGCCUGGUCAUCAGGAUAUGUCUACCAUGGAAAUGCAGAUGAAACAUUCCGAAAGUUUUUCGGAGGAGAUAAUCCUUUUGCAGAUUUCUUCACUGGUGAAGGCAGUGAGGUCAACACAGCUUUUCAAAGCUUGCGUGGGCAAAAAGAAAAGUUACAGGAUCCACCAAUAGAGAGAGACCUUCAUCUUGCAUUGGAGGACCUUUAUUAUGGAUGCACUAAAAAAAUUAAGAUAUCCCGUAGGGUCAUGAAUGAGGAUGGACACACAUCCAGCAUCAGAGACAAAAUUUUAACCUUCACUGUAAAAGCAGGAUGGAACGAAGGGACACGGAUCACGUUUCCAAAAGAGGGAGACCAGGGACCAAACAACAUCUCAGCAGAUAUUGUGUUCAUCAUACGCCAAAAGCAUCACCCACGCUUUGUCCGCCAAAAUGAUGAUCUGUUCUACACGGCAAAUAUUUCUCUUGAGAAGGCUUUGACUGGGUUAUCAGUAGAAGUUGAGACACUAGAUGGCAGGCUUCUCAACAUCCCAAUUAAUGACAUUGUGCACCCUCAAUACACCAAGGUUGUGACCCAGGAGGGAAUGCCACUAGCCAACAGCCCAUCCAAGAGAGGCGACCUGAUCAUUCGCUUCGUUACACAUUUCCCAGAGAAGCUCUCGGCUGAAAAGAAACAGCUUCUAAAACAAGCCCUUUCAUCAAAACUAAUACAGACUUCUUAA